AUGUCUAAGACAAGAAAAGUGUAUACAGUUUUGAAAGUUUUUAUUUUUUUCCUACACGUAUCAAGUUUCGUGGAAUCAAUUCCUCAAAUUGAAAAUGGUGAACCUGGUCAUAUUCCAGAUCUUCCUAGGUGUCCCGAUCUAAAUUGUCACGAAAGGCAAUAUUCAGACUAUGAAAAUUGCAUAUGCGUUUGUGAAGACCAAGAAUGUCUACCUGGAUAUAACUGGAGUAUUUAUCGUUGCAAAUGCGAAUGUGAAGAACAAGAUUGCCCACCUGAUUACUACUGGAACGAAGAAUAUUGCGAAUGCGCUUGUAAAGAACGAGAUUGUAUGAGAUAUUCAUUUUUGAACUACGACCUUUGCGAAUGCGUUUGUGAAGAACAGUCAUGUGAACCUGGAUAUUACUUGGACCGAGUAAAUUGCAUAUGCGUUUGUGAAGAACAGCCAUGUGAACCUGGAUAUUACUGGGACCAAGAUCGUUGUGGAUGCAAAAGUGUAUGCUCUGCCAACUAUAUCUGGAAUGGAGAGCUUUGUGUAGAGCUCAUAUGUGAAGAGCGGAGUUGCCCUCGUCCUAAAUGUUGGGAUCAUAAGCUUUGUGACUGCGCUUGUUGUAAAAGUCCACCAGAAAUCGUAUGCGCUCCUGGGGAAGAUUGGAAUGAUGAUCUCUGUACAUGUGAACCAUGUGAUUAUGAGUGUCCUGAUGGAAAAAUUUGGGAUUAUGAAGAAUAUGGAUGCGUUUGCUCAGAGAUUGAGAGUUGUCGUGAUGAUCAAAAAUGGGAUCAUAAACUUUGUGAAUGCGUUUGCAAAGAAAUCGAAGAAUGUCCCGAUGGAAAGAUUUGGGAUCACAAACGUUGUGAAUGUCGUUGUGCAUUCGUGAAACUAUGUCCCGAUGGAAAGAGUUGGAGUGACGAACUUUGUGAUUGCGUUUGUGCACGCAUUGAAGAAUGUCCCUGUGGAAAAGUUUGGGAUCAAAAACUUUGUGAAUGUGUUUGUACACGCAAGAUGAAAUGUCCCAACGGAACGACUUGGAAUAAGAAGUCUUGUAAAUGCGAUUGCACAGAAAUUGAAGAAUGUUCUGAUGGAAAGACAUGGGAUGCAGAGCAUUGUGAAUGCAUUUGCCCACAAAGAGAAGCGUGUUCACCUAUGCAAAUUUGGAAUGCAGAACGUUGUGAAUGCAUUUGCGCACAAUUAAAAGGAUGUUCACCUAUGCAUACUAAUUGGGAUGCAGAACAUUGUAAAUGCCGUUGCCCACGAGAAUAUCCAUGUUCUCCAUGGGAAUAUUGGAAUGAAUCUUUUUGUCGCUGUUUCCCUGGAGGAAAUCCUGGUAGGCCAACAUAA
This is a messenger RNA of Clunio marinus, 1335 nucleotides long. The record is from the annotation of a GenBank genome assembly. Lineage: Eukaryota; Metazoa; Arthropoda; Insecta; Diptera; Chironomidae.